Molecule: messenger RNA, 2012 nt
Organism: Formica exsecta
Lineage: Eukaryota; Metazoa; Arthropoda; Insecta; Hymenoptera; Formicidae
Product: orcokinin peptides-like
Exons: 4
Coding region: 176-646 (156 amino acids)
Source: RefSeq, a predicted model, not a curated record
CUCUAUAUAUUUCAUGGAAGCACGAGACUCGGGGCACUCCACGCGUUUUUCACGACGUGAGCAUCCACGGGUUACGGAGGAUACCAAGCGAUAGAUCACGAUUUUCCUCUGGAGAACCAGUCAUUCGGCAUCCGUUUUGGCACCAGAGGCAUCCUAUACCAGACAACGCGGCGUGAUGGCGGUUUCCUCAUCGAUCGCGAUCGUUUUCAUCGGUGUGGCCGCUUACGCGGUUACGGCCGGGCCCGUUCAGGGUGUAUCGAACGCGCUGCAACAAGACGCAUAUGUAUCCCCGGAUCUGGCAGUUGUAGCAAGAUACUUGGAAAAUCGCAAUGCAGGCAACCGCAAUUUAGAUGGUCAUCUACUGCGGCAGACACGUCGAGGGUUGGAUUCGCUAUCUGGGGCAACCUUUGGUGAAAACAAGAGAUACGUACCUCUCAGGCGAUUCGGCGCGAUAAGCUUACAGCCAGGUAAUUUCGACGAGAUCGACCGAUCAGCAUUCGAUCGUUUCUCCAAGAGGAAUAUCGACGAGAUCGAUACCGCGUUCGACAGCUUCUUCAAACGGAACUUCGACGAGAUCGAUCGGGCCGGUUGGAGCGUAUUCGUCAAGAGGCUCAAUAAUUAUCUUGCGGACAGGCAGCGACGUUAAUUGGCGCAGGAUACAAGAGGCGGGAGGAGAGAAUAGCGGGACGAAAGGACGCGAGGAAAGGGCAAAGGGUAAGGAGAAGAACCGCGCGUUUCAGAGAACUCGUUUAAUUUAAACUUGUAAAAUUUUGGCAAAAUUAAUUUGACUUGGCAAAUUAGGAUCAUCUCUUCUGCUGCCCUUGAAUGGUCGCACGUUUAAGAACGAACUUACUCGAUGUGAAAUAUAAAUAUUUGUGGGAUUGUUUUUCUCGCGAUCAUUGGGCAUUUUUUAGCUGAUGCAAGAUCGUUCAAUAUAAUUUUUAGUUUCCUUGUUUAGAAUCGCUGGAUUGUGUAUUUUCGACCACAAAUUCCAGAAACUAAGCUAGCAGAAAAAUGGCGAUUAUUUCAUUGUAAAGUAUUUAUAGUUAUCAAAAUAUCUAAUAUUUAAAAAAUUCUAAGUUUUUUGCAAACUCUAAAAAUAAAUACGCAAGUCUUUCAUGUAUUUUGAUUAAUUUUAACUAAGCUUUUAUAAAAAAAAUAUAUUUUUUUGAAUAAUACAUAGUAUAUUCUUAAGAUAUUUUUAAUAGCAAAUAAUUUAAACGCUUGCGACAAUUGAAGGCCUACCACAAAAAUUUCGUUAAUCAAGUCCAUAUUUGUCAUAAAAUCUGUAGCUAGCAGAAUAUCCAUAUUAGUGUAUUAAAAUACCUCUUAUAGAUAAAAUAUGCGAAACAAACGAAAAAUUAAAAAAUGUAAGGGGCUUAUUUUAUUUAAUUAAACCUAUGACAGAUUUUGCUGGACAGAUAAAAAUGUUCAGAAUGAAUCAAAGAAAAUUAAUCGCCAUUUAUUGAUUCCGAAAUAAUUGUUAAAUAAAAUAGUCGGAUUUAUUUCAAAGACGCUCUUAUAUAUACUUGUACUGUUACAAUCUUUGACGACUCAUUGACACACGCUGUGCCGCAAAAAAUAACUAAUUUACAUUCUAAUAUGUACGGCGUGUAUAUAUUGUUACUGUGUAAUUAAUUGUAUAUACUAAUUCUCAAAUCAAUGUGUGAAUUUCAGAAUUAUAUUGCACAAAAUUAUAAAUACUCAAAUUUUAGGAGUGAUUAAGAAAUGUAAACGUAAUGGAACGUUGUUCUUCUUUGAGAGAACUCAUUUGAGAAAGAAUCUCGAUGGCGUAAAAAAAUACUCAAAAUAUCUUUAUGUCCAAAGCAUGUGACCUGGCAAAGAUGUUUCUUCGCGAUCAAUCAUAAAUUAAAACAAUUUAAAGCCGUCACUUUGACGAAAUUUGAUCGAUUAAAUAUCAUAUAAAAUGUAUUACGCGAUUCGUCCUCUCUACUCGUAUAAUGUCACUCUGUAAAAAAUGUGCUAUCUAAAUAAAGAGAACGAUAAUCAAU